AUGGGCCAAGAAGGAGGCAGUGCAAUGAUUUGGUUGACUCUACUGUUAUGUUUUCAGAGCAGCUUUGCAGCCACUUUCAUGGUGGGUGAUGCUUCUGAAUUUAAGUAUAAUCGACCGAACCACGAUGUUGCAGUGGUAGACAAGGAAGGUUUUGAAGCAUGCUACGUGGCAGACGAUGCUCAAGUAUUUGAGACGGGAGAUGACCUUAUCACCCUUCAACAAGGACAUAACUAUUUUGUUUGUGGCUUUCCCGGUCACUGUAGUAAUGGAAUGAAAAUAGCCGUCACCGCUACAUAA
Gossypium arboreum is the source of this 297-nucleotide messenger RNA. Its product is annotated as chemocyanin-like. Gene Ontology annotation, molecular function: electron transfer activity. The record is from RefSeq and is a predicted model, not a curated record. Gene Ontology annotation, cellular component: plasma membrane. Bases 1 to 297 code for a protein of 98 amino acids. NCBI's taxonomy places the organism in Eukaryota, Viridiplantae, Streptophyta, Magnoliopsida, Malvales, Malvaceae. The transcript is spliced from 2 exons.